Molecule: messenger RNA, 673 nt
Organism: Sitophilus oryzae (rice weevil)
Lineage: Eukaryota; Metazoa; Arthropoda; Insecta; Coleoptera; Curculionidae
Exons: 4
Coding region: 140-673 (177 amino acids)
Molecular function (GO): identical protein binding; gamma-tubulin binding
Source: RefSeq, a predicted model, not a curated record
UUCGCUGACAUUUCAGCACGACUUGUCAAAAGAAUGCCUCUACGCGACUAAUUUUUUAUCGUUAAUAAUUUCGCGUUCAAUGAAGAGUUUUGUUCCAUUUUUUGUUUGUUGUAAUCGUGCUUUGUAACUUUUCAACAUUAUGAGCGAUGAAAUUUUCACCAGGGGCUAUCGAGAACUACAAAAUGCCAACGAUGGUGACGAUGAUCUUAUGGCUGCCGAAAAUCCCAACGAUAUAAGGCUACAAGACAUCGAACAGCAACUGGAGAUGGCCGAGUCUCGAUGUAACACCUUAAAAGACCAGCUGGAUUAUAUGAAACAAAUGUACGGCGGCAACAAAAGUUCCAACAAAUCCAGAAAAAUAUCUAACGUAGCCAAUCUCUCCAAUCAUUCUUCGACUAGUAACGAAGAAACAACUAGACCUAUUUCCGUGAAAAAAUCAGGUCCAAGUCGUCAGAAGUCCAAUGCCAUCGAAACCGACAAUUCUGGGGCUGCGGUGAGGACCAUCAAUAACAUCCUGAACGGUAUUACGAAUUCGGUGAACAGAUUGUCUGAAAUUCACUCUCAGAUCACUACUCCUCGAGCCAAGAGCGCUACUAGUGGUAAUGAAUGUAACUUUAAUUGUUUAUAUCGUAUGAUCGGAGAAAAAAAGGCGUCAAUGACGGCUGGCGAAUAA